Molecule: messenger RNA, 2335 nt
Organism: Sphaerodactylus townsendi
Lineage: Eukaryota; Metazoa; Chordata; Lepidosauria; Squamata; Sphaerodactylidae
Gene: NTF4
Product: neurotrophin 4
Exons: 3
Coding region: 623-1237 (204 amino acids)
Biological process (GO): neuron projection morphogenesis; cell surface receptor protein tyrosine kinase signaling pathway; nerve development
Molecular function (GO): nerve growth factor receptor binding; growth factor activity
Source: RefSeq, a predicted model, not a curated record
UCUCUCCACCCGCCCCCUCGACUCCAGCAGCCUUCGCGCUCCUUGAACAGCAAAGCCGGGAAUGGGAUCCCGGGCGAGAGAGGGUCCCCUUUGGCGUGUGCGGACCUGAACGGGCUCCCCACUGGCUGGAGGAGGAGAAAAGGACGCCCCCCACCCACCCUCUACCUAUGCCAAGGGGCAGGAGCGCGGACCCCCGGGCACCGCCUGGGCAUCCCCAAGUUCCUGUGACUGACAUCAAGCCCUGUGGCCACUCUGCCUUCCUUGACAGACUUCUAUCUUCUGCCGUGCAGUCUUUGGUCAAUGGUGGGAAAUGGAGUCCUCUGGGAAAGAGUCUGUUCCCCUCACUCAUCCCAGGGAGAAACGAGGAUGAGGCUACAGGUUUGUGGAGACCCUGAGGAGUCCAGCUAUUCAGGCACAUGAACUACAAGCAGGUAUCAGUGCCCGGAAGGAACUGGGCAGCACAGCGAAGACACCAAGAAGGCUACACUCUUCCCAGGCUUGUUUGCCUCAGGAAGCAUCCAAGGAAGACGCUAGGCUUCAAGGUCAUGUGUAAAGCCCAGUAUCUGCUUGGCUGUAGCCGAAGGAAACACUGAAACCACAGGUCUCCGCUGCACAGGGAGUGAUGCUUAUUCUGUUCCAUGCCAUGAUUACCCCGCUGUUCUGUGUCACCUGUGCUGCGCCACUUCCGAACCACAGUGCCCGCCCCAACACUACUGAGGCCCUCUGGGCUGAGACCCCUCUUGGGGACUGGGACCUCUUCUCUCCACGUGUCACCCUUUCAAGCUACCAGCCUAUUGAUCCACCUAUGCUUUUUCUCAUGGAGGACUCUGGUGCCCACCCGGGGCAGGCCGCUAACAGAACACUGAAGUCGAAACGGUCUGUGGAGGGGGCCAUACGGCGGGGGGAGAUGUCGGUGUGCGACAGCGUCAACGUCUGGGUGACGGACAAGCGUACAGCCGUGGACAUUCGCGGCAAAACCGUGACCGUGCUUUCAGAGGUCCAAACGUUGACCGGGCCGCUCAAGCAAUAUUUCUUUGAGACCAAGUGUAAUCCCGCGGGAGGCACGGUGGGGGGUUGCCGCGGCGUGGAUCGACGCCACUGGAUCUCCGAGUGCAAGGCCAAACAGUCGUACGUGAGGGCGCUCACGAUGGAUUCGGACAAGAUUGUGGCUUGGCGCUGGAUCCGAAUCGAUACCUCCUGUGUUUGCACCCUCCUCACCCGCACUGGCCGGACGUAGGGAAGCGCAGAGUGGGGGGGAGAAAGGAGCGUAGUAUGUGUUUUCUUAUUGGCAGACCAAGGCUUUUUUUACUCGCACUGAAGCAGAGAACGGUGUUCAGCCAUGGAUUGGCGUGAUCCCUCAGUCCAACAUCAUCAUCUCUCAUUGGCCAAGGGGACGUGCGCAGGGUUCCUGCUGCCCAUGAAGGCAGGGGUAUGGCCUCUGCUGCCAUCUUUGACUCGCAGAUCGUCUCGCCAUGGCUGGAUUCUAUAGCAUUAGUCGCGCCCAUAGGGUACCUCUCAUUGGCUGACUGCACUGCUGGAAAGUAUCCUUGACAGAUUUGGCGGACCAGCUGUGGAAAGAAAACAUUCUGCUUGGGAGAUGGCCACAAAGAUAAACGGAGUUCUUCAUGUAUGACUAAUGAUUAAAUGGGCACAUAUGGUUGCCAUAUGAGGCUAGGGCAUUGCUGACUCAGAGCUCUUGGUUCAGACCGUCUUUUCCUGCGAAUCCUUCCUUUUCAGCCAUGGACUGCACGGUGCAUCUCUCUGUGGUACGGGCUGUUCCGUUCACUGUUUCCCAGACCUUGUAACCCCUGAUUGCCCUUUCUGUUGCUGUGUCUCUACCAAGGUUCUCCGGCAUGGGACAGAAAGUUCUUGGGUGUAUUUUUGAGUGCCUGGAGCCAUGCCUGCUAAGCCCCAUAAUUGCCACAGGGACCGUGGCUACACAUUGUGCCCCUAUAGAGUAGCCAUCAUUUCCUUUUGGCUGUGGUUUGGAGGGGAAGUCCAGGGGUCCAGUAAGCUGGUCGACUGUUACUUGUGUGGAGCUCUCGAUACAUUCCAAAGGAAUCCCAGAGUUCCGAGACCCCCAUUUGAAAGCCACUGUUCUCGAUCAGAGUUACCUCUGGAAUCCCCCUGUGCUUUCUUUCCCUCUCUUCCUAUUUAUUACCUCCCCUCCCCUCCAGCUGUGUCUGAACCUGUGCUGCCAUUUUGAUUGUUAACUUAUUUGUGUACCUGACUCUGCAAGAAAUAAUUUCUGGGGGGGGAAUGUGGCAGGGGGAGGGGAGGGGGAGCGUGGAUUAAAAGAAUGAGAAGUAUGCCUGCUACUUCACACACCGUGUCU